Messenger RNA from Thunnus maccoyii (southern bluefin tuna), 7007 nucleotides. It is a transcript of the gene thsd7ba, whose product is annotated as thrombospondin, type I, domain containing 7Ba. Bases 1 to 4773 code for a protein of 1590 amino acids. The record is from RefSeq and is a predicted model, not a curated record. The transcript has 27 exons. NCBI's taxonomy places the organism in Eukaryota, Metazoa, Chordata, Actinopteri, Scombriformes, Scombridae. Gene Ontology annotation, cellular component: plasma membrane. Gene Ontology annotation, biological process: actin cytoskeleton organization.
AUGGAUGGCCAGUGGGGUCAUUGUAUCGGGGAGGAAUGUGGUUCUGGCGGGGUUCAGACGAGGACAAUAUGGUGUGUCCACACGGAGGGCUGGACAACCCACCACUCUCACUGUCAGCACAUCCACAAGCCUGAAAGCCGACGCCAAUGCUUUAAGGUCUGCGAUUGGCACCAGGACCUCUUUGAGUGGGAGCUGUCUGAGUGGGGGGGCUGUGUUCUUGUCCCUUUCUUUUCCAAUGAGCUCAAGCUGAGGACAGCUGAGUGCAUUACAGCACAGCAUGGCAUCCAGAGGCGCAAAGUCCAUUGUGUACGCACUUCAAACCGCACCACAGUCACCUCGAGGAUAUGUGAGUUCUUUUCCCAGAAACCACCUGUGGAGCAGGCAUGCCUCAUCCCCUGUCCCCAGGACUGUGUGGUUUCAGACUUCACCUCCUGGUCAAGUUGCAGCAAGACCUGCGGCGUUGGCCUGCAGCAUCGGACUCGACAUGUCCUGGCCACGCCAAUGUUCGGAGGGGCAAACUGCCCCAAUCUGACUGAGACCAAGACUUGUUCUGGCCCUGUUGACUGCCCUGCUGGGGAGGGCGAGUACCAGUACAGCCUUAAAGUGGGGGCCUGGAGUGAGUGCAGACUACCACAUCACAAGGAUGCCAUGUUAAGUGGUAGGACCACUGUGGACUUCAGUACCAGCUCCAAAGAGAACAAUACAGUCACGUUGCACACACAGGCAUCUCACCACCACUCCCAUCCCCACCACCAGCACCAGCACCGCCAUCUUCAUGCCCACAACAAGUACCCCGUGUCAUGGGAACUAGAGGUGGGCUACCAGACACGACAAGUCCGCUGCACACGGAGUGAUGGCAAGAAUGCUAUGCUGAGUCUCUGUACCAAGGACAGCUCCCCCCUAACCUUCCAGGCAUGUGUGAUGCCGAAAGACUGCCAGACAUCUGAUUGGUCAUCGUGGAGUCCCUGCUCUAAGACCUGCCGGUCCACCGACCUGUCUCCUGGUUACCGCCUCCGGUCACGGAUCAUGACGCAGAUCCCAGUCGGCGGCGGUAAAAGAUGUCCUGCCCUUGAGGAAAAAGAAGCUUGCAACAUCAUAGGAGAUUUACUUCCAAACUGCCCCAGGUAUGUGUGGAGGACCACUGACUGGGACGAAUGUCGCAUUGCCCCCUUACUGAACAAGCAGCACCGGCGCCUGGCUAACAUCAGUAUUCUGUGUGGAGGGGGGAUCCAGACCAGGAAGAUCUACUGUGUUCAAGUCCCUGAUGACUCAGCACCACAUCACAGGAAGGAGGUGUCCAGGCCUGUGAAUGCCAGGUUGUGUGCUGGUGAAGAGCCUCCCCUGGCCGUUCAGCAGUGCUCCAUCCCCUGCCAGCACCACUGCCUGGUCUCCCAGUGGUCACACUGGGGUCCCUGCCUGCCCGACAACUGCAAAGAACCACACGGGAAGAAAGGUUUCAGACAGAGGAGGAGAAAGGCGUUGUGGGAAUCCAGCAGUCCUCCAGAGACCUGCCCUCAUCUAGUAGAGUCCAUUCCCUGCGAGGACCCUGCCUGCUACCUGUGGCAGGCUCAACAAGAGGGAAGAUGCAUUCCCACUAAAAGGGCCUGUGGUCCUGGAAGUGCAGUCCAGAAUGUGACCUGUGUCAGUGCUGAAGGCGUGGAUGUCCCCUUUGCCCACUGCGUAGACAACCCACCUCCAACGGAAGUGGCCUGUGAGGUAUCCUGUCCUUCAGACUGUGUGGUUGGCUCCUGGUCCUCCUGGUCACCCUGCUCUCACAGCUGUGCCACUAAGACCGCAGAGGGCCGACAGAGCCGUACACGCACUGUGUUGGCCCUCCCAGGAAAAGAAGGGAAGGAGUGUCCAGCAGCUCCAGCUCUUGAAGAGUGGAGAGUUUGCAAUGACCAUCCUUGCAUGGUGUUCUACUGGGAGGCCUCAGCAUGGGGUCCCUGUAUUGAAGAUACCUCUAUGGAUCUCAAUGGAACCAGCUUCUGGAAUGGGACCCGUACCUGUGCUGUGGGUGUCCAAAUCCGCAAAGUCACCUGUAUGAAAAUGAAUGUUGGACCUGUCAUAAACAAAAGGUGUUCAGAUUCUGCUCGUCCAGAAACGGCAAGACCCUGUCUGCUUCCUUGCAAGAAAGACUGCAUUGUGACACCCUUCAGUGAAUGGACAGCCUGUCCAUCAACUUGUAUGCCAGAAAAUGCGACCACCGCCACACAGUCUCGAUACAGGAUUAUCAUUCAGAAGUCCGCUAAUGGAGGUCAAGAGUGUCCCGACACACUGUAUGAAGAGAGAGAGUGUGAAUCACUUCCUUUAUGUCCAGUGUAUAGGUGGAGGACACACAAGUGGCACAGCUGUACUCUGGUUCCAGAAUCUGUUCGACGUGGAUUAUCUGGAACAGGAGAAGCCUGUGGAAAUGGUUUAGAAACAAGAGGAGUCAGUUGUGUUGGGGAGGACGGUGAGUCAGCCAAUAUGACGGAGUGCCUGAGAUGGGCUGACCCUUUACCCCCUCAGAUCAGAGAGUGCCGGGUGGCUUGCAAGGACGACUGCACUCUAACUGCAUGGUCCAAGUUCUCUGAAUGCGCUGGAUGUGGCAGCUCCCGAAGUCGCAAGCGCUCACUCACAGGUCGCAGUAAAAAGAAGGAGCAUUGCCAGAGUGAGGAGCUGUACCCGCUAGAGGAGACAGAAGCUUGUCCCUGUGAUGAGUUUUUGUCCCAAUCCUAUGGGAACUGGUCUGCUUGCAUCCUCCCUGAUCCUUCAGCUCCGGGGUCCCUGCAGAGUUGGAUGAGCCACCAGGAGGUAAAGGAGUGUGGCCAAGGUCUACGCUACAGGGCUGUGGCCUGCAUAGACCAACAGGGAAACCCAGUCAACCCCACGCUAUGUACAGACACAGGCUACAUGGUGGAGGUUUGCCACAUCCCCUGCCCUCUAGACUGUAAGCUCAGUGACUGGUCGGCCUGGUCAAUCUGCAGUGUAUCCUGUGGCAGCGGGUUGAAGAUGAGGUCCAAGUGGCUCAGGGAGAAAGCUUUCAACGGGGGUCGCCCAUGCCCCAAACUUGAUUUGAAGAACCAGGUGUACGAGGCCAUGCCGUGCCAUACUGAAUGCAGCCAGUAUGAGUGGAGGAUUGAGCCCUGGUCCAUUUGUACCAUCAACACCGUGGAUGACUUGCCAGCCUGUGGAGAGGGAGUCCAAAGCCGCAAGAUCAGGUGUGUGAAGAAGGGAACAACAAGCGGGGAGGCCCGCAAUGUGGAGGACAGUUUGUGUGAUCAGGAAGAAAUGCCACCCACUGCCCAGGUCUGCUUUCUGGCCUGCCCCAACGACUGUGUCACAGCACCCUGGGGACCUUGGAGCAACUGCCCUCUGCAAUGUGACCAAGGGACAGAAAGAAACAGGAGCAGACAUAUCCUCCGCCAACCUGCUUCAGCAAAUUCAGUCUGUCCAGAGCUGGUCCAGUCAGAACCCUGCAUCCUCAACAGCACCUGCUUCACCUACCAGUACAGAGUCUCAGACUGGAGUACAUGCCAGCUGAGUGAAAAUGCCAUCUGUGGUCAGGGUUCACAGUUGCGUCUCCUGGACUGUAUCAACAGCGAUGGCAAGAUUGUGGAGUUACAGAAGUGCGAGCAGUUUGGUCUGAUCAACAAGUGGAAGCUGUCAGAGAGCUGCGUGGUAGACUGUCCUGUCAGCUGUAUACUCUCUGAUUGGUCGCCGUGGGCUGAGUGCUCGCACACCUGUGGUAGCCAAGCUCAGUCUGCGCGCACUCGGAGAAUCCUCCAGGAGGCUCAUGAAGAGGGCCGUCCCUGUCCCAACCAGCUCACCCAGACCAAGCCAUGUCCCAUAAGGCCUUGCUACAUGUGGCUGCUCAGUGAUUGGUCCCCCUGCACAGUGGAGGGUGCAGAGUGUGGUGAGGGGCUUCGAAAAAGAGACCUGUCAUGUGUCGUCCACUGGGGUGACUGGCCUGAGUCUCCUCCUCAACCAGUAGAGGACGAGCUCUGUGGAGACAAACUGAGACAGCAGAUCCAACAAGAGAUGGAGCAGCCCUGCUUCGUCCCUUGUCUAGGAGACUGCCAUUUGACUGAGUGGUCAUCUUGGAGCUCUUGCCAGCUGACCUGUCUGGAGGGGCGGAGCUUUGAGACUACCGGGCGCCAAUCCCGCUCCAGAGCCGUGAUCAUUCAGGUCAUGGAGAACCAGGGCAGCUGCCCACAUCAAGUCUUUGAGACCCAGCCCUGUAAAGGAGGAAAAUGCCACACUUACCAGUGGAGGACAGGAGGAUGGAGCAACAAUGAGAGAGCAGUGUGGUGUCAGCGCUCAGAUGGUGUCAAUGUCACAGGGGGGUGUUUCCUGCAGAAAAGGCCGACCACGGUCAGACACUGCCAUCCUCCAUGCACCAAACCCUUCUCACACUGCACACCGAGUGGAGUGUGUGGGUGUGAGAAGGGUUACACUGAAGUAAUGACCACGCAUGGCUUCUUGGACUACUGCACCAGAACCCCGGGGGUGGACAACAAUAAGAAAGCUGAUGUGAAAACCAACUCUGGAAGAUUAAAACCGGGGCCAUCUCAGGCCCAGGACCUUUUCAACGAGUGGACCUUACGACCUGUUGGCCCAGAUGGAAGAGUAAAGCUGUGGGUUUAUGCCGUGACUGCCGUCGGAUUCAUCUUAAUACUCUUCAUUAUUGCAUUAUCAUUCCUGGUCUGUAAACCAUCCAAAACCACAAAGACGUCUCCUCCACCACAGAAGCCCUUGACCCUGGCUUAUGAUGGUGACAUGGAUAUGUAAACAGGCUGCUAUACCUCACAAAGACAAACUCCUGACUGCAUCCAGAUUGUUAGCACGCACAUCUGUCACAUACCACCCUUUGUUAGCCAAGUUUGAACUGGGUGACUUUUUGCUGUAGUGCCAAUUGUACUGCAAAAAUGGAGCGGACAAAUAAUGCUCAUACAUGAUGUGCUGCUUAUGGGUGGGAUAGCACAGAAUUUUGGCUGCAGCCAACUUUCCUCCCCGAAUAAGCAGAACCAAAGCCGGACAUGGUGAAAAUAAGACAAAGACUCUUUGGACAAAGGAAAGAAAUGGACCUGUACUUUCUUUUUUAACUGCGUGCAACAUGGAGCCACAGAUGCAGCACUGUUUGCAACCCUCAAAACAACAGGACUCCUAAAAGCCGAAAAAGACAACAAAGUGGAUCCACAGGGGGUUUGCAGCUUUUUGUGUUAAAAAUCUGAAGGGCCAUGUGGCCCUGGUUGUCUAGUAUUUGUGUCGGGAGAGAGAAAAAACAACUUGAGUCAGCAGUCACUCAUGACAUUCAAAGGCGGAACAAUGGCACGUUUGACAUUUGACUUUGUGUCAUCAGUGCUGGAUAUUUGUAAAGGAAAUGUCACAAGCCUUUUGGGUAAACAAACAGCCUUUUUUUGAAUUCCUGAGAAUAAACAAGAUGCUCUAUGCACUACGUUAGUGCUGAUUCACUUUUGGUUUUCCUUUCAAAUGACUUUUCUAGUGUUUUAAUUGUUAUGCAAGUUGUUGCUGUCAGAUUGUGUUUUGUUGAUGAUGCCAUGUGUUGUGUAUAUGUGGAAACCAAAAGCAGGCUUGCCUUGAGUUUAAUGAUACAAUGAUGCAGUAAUUUCUCCUACCUAAUUCUCACUAGACAGUCGGCCACUGAGAACUGAUUUAAGAAACAUUCUCAGAAUCGUGGAAUUUGUACCGAAACAUGGCAGACUGCUCUGCUGACAAAUGCAGUCAUGAAUUAACAGAAAACAACAAACAUAGACCUUUAAUGCAAAUUAUCAAAUACCAGCAUGAUAGGAAAAAAUCAUACCUCAUGUAUACUUUUUCAUCAAAUUUUUUCAUCAAAUUUAAAACAAAAAACUGAUCACCAAAAACCAAUACAAGAAUAGAGAGGAAGGAUUAUCUACUGGAUCACACACAGCACAUUUAAUAGAGCAAGUAUGCUUUACUUCUUUGACAAGAACGUCAUACUUCAAUCAUUUAGUUUAUUUCAUAUCAUUACAUCCAGUUAUUAGGUCAGCUGGCAGAGAGCAAGGAGAGCAACUUGUUUUUGACAGUAGAUUUGUUUCUUCUGUUUUCUGUUCUCAUUUUUUUUUCCCUUUUUGCACCAUGACAGGGCUUAAAACAUGAAAGUCAGCAAAUACCAAAUAUUAGUGAGCGCAUAUUAAGUCUUAUAUUAAUAGGUUAUUUCUUAUGUCUGUUUCUCUGGAGUAAAGACUUCUUUUAUUCAGCCCUGGAUUUUUUUUUUUUUUAAUUUCCACUCCCAGUACAAGACAUCCACAAUUUUGAUGGCCAGAGCAUCAUCCCAAAGCAUUUUGAUGGACCAUUAACUCUCACAUUUAGUAUCAUUUCAACAUGGAUCCUUCAGUCUAUAAUUCAUUCGACCCAGUGGAGAAUUCAGUUCCUAAUACUCGGUGGUUUUGGAGCUGACCAGAGUUUAUGCUGUUUCUCUUUCUGCCUCCACAAACUGAAGAUUUGGUCUUGUGUUAUCCGACCUCCUUCUGAAUGUAUUUUACCAGUAACUCUAUAAUCUCAGUGGUUGUGGAACUAUGGUUGUUACAUGCUGUAACAAUUGUAUUCAGCAGCUGAUUGUAUGUAGGCAUGCUUGAUCCAUUUUGGCAGAAAGUGCUCCAAGUGGCCUUGCAAAUAUUGUUUUACAAGUUGCCAAACAUUUUAGAGUAGUUUGUUUUAGGCAAUGUUUCUACUAUUCGGCCAACGAAGGGACAUAUGGUAAAGAUUCAGUCAAUAUUAAACCCAAUUGUGAAAUACUGAUAAUUUUGAUAACGUGACCAACUAAUUAACAAGUUAUCUGGUCAUAUUUCCAUUAUAAACUAAAGAACAGCCAAUCUUUGACCUGAAAAGAAAAUUCUAUUGGAUUAUGUCUCAGAAAAUCUAAUAGUAUGUUCACUCAUUGUUUACAGUACCAUGCUAUUUGUGUUACUGUUGUGUGUACAUGGAGAGCUGGACAAAAAUGCAAAUAAAUUGUGGAAUACUGUGAAAAGAAAACUGCA